Messenger RNA from Aspergillus udagawae, 1302 nucleotides. RefSeq lists its product as uncharacterized. The coding region runs from base 1 to 1302 and encodes 433 amino acids. The transcript has a single exon. The record is from RefSeq and is a predicted model, not a curated record. Lineage: Eukaryota; Fungi; Ascomycota; Eurotiomycetes; Eurotiales; Aspergillaceae.
AUGGAAGGCCCUACGAAUUCCAAGGAAAUAGCACCGGCGAGUGCAAGCUGGACAGUUGAUUACCUCAUGGAUGUGGAUCUUAAAAGUAAAGACGGCACUGACAUUCCUCUCUACAACAAGCACCUGAGAUACGGUGAGGAUGAUGGCUAUACCAGAAAUUUAGGUAUCCGCCAACAGGUCGGGGACAAAAGCGAACGCUUCGACACUGAAAAGGAGGACUACUGGCUGUUUCAUAUUCAUUCUAACCAUGCCGACUUUGAAAUCGCCAUUGGAGGGGAGACCCCGGUACUGGUGAAUUCGAAGCCGAACUGGAACAAGUGUUCCGACGAAGACACCGAUGUCAUCUGGAAAUCACACAAGUGGGAAGAUCCGAGUUCUAGCAAGAAUCACGUAUGGCUGAGGAGCUGGGUUGUCUUUGAAGACGAAAAGAAAGGGUGUUUCAAUCGCUUUGUCGCAGUGCGAUGUCCGAAAAUGGACAACCCGGCCAUUACGAUCAAGGGCUCGGGGCAUUUUGCGUGCCUUCACUGGGUGGGCUUGUUUCUUAAAACGACCACCAACGACACCAACAAGUUUGUUACCGUGAGAACUACCAACAGAUUGCUUCCGGAUUAUGGCGAGCGCAAUAGAACUGCAGGCUAUGAAUGGUUCGAUGAGGAUGGACCUGCCGACGUCACAAACCGCACUCUCACCCUCUUCCCGAAACAACUGUACGGUACCAAUGGCAAUGACCCGGUCUUGUACGACCGGUUUGUUACUACUGAUCCAGAAAACCUUUUGGGUCAAAAACAUUUUGAUCUCGUCCGCUCCAUGUUUGAGCAGAAGUCCGCAUUGUCUGCCUACAAAUAUACGUGGCAUGCCAGCGGAAGGACCUUAAUAAAAACAGCCGACGACUCGUUUUGGCAAGAACCGUACAUGUCUGGAGAGACCACGCUUGAUUAUGUCUCCGGCAUUGAGGUGAUCCCAAGCACGGUAAACGGUUGGACUGUGCUUCUCACUGUCUUCACAAGUGUAACGAAAAUUGCAACUGGACUGUUCACCGCCAACUUUGGCAGCAUCGUGAGCGGUAUUUUCGACAUGACGGAUGUAUUCGAUGAGAAAAAAAUGAGGGAAACCGCCGAUUUGAAGGGCUUUGUCACAGCUGCUGCCGAGGCAGUAGACGAGUACAACAAGAAAUUUCCUGAAAAUAAGAAAAAGAAGCCCAACUCCGCUGAUGUCCCUACGAUCAAUCUGGAGAUCCAAAACGAGACGGUUUUGCAUAUGCACUUUGGGACCUCCUAUAUCGGUACCAAGACAAAUGCAUAA